Messenger RNA from Poecilia latipinna (sailfin molly), 1761 nucleotides. RefSeq names its product H-2 class I histocompatibility antigen, L-D alpha chain-like. The transcript is spliced from 14 exons. NCBI's taxonomy places the organism in Eukaryota, Metazoa, Chordata, Actinopteri, Cyprinodontiformes, Poeciliidae. Gene Ontology annotation, cellular component: external side of plasma membrane. The record is from RefSeq and is a predicted model, not a curated record. Bases 143 to 1492 code for a protein of 449 amino acids. Gene Ontology annotation, biological process: immune response.
CGAGGAACCCUAAAAGCAUCUCAACAGAGGAAGAAAGCCUUUCGAAGCUGAGUACAACGAGGCAUCCCGGGCAAAAGAAAUAACAAAAAAAUCCAAAAGAAAUACAUUUCAGCUGAAGAACUUAACCUGAUUCUGGUUCGGAAUGCUUCUUCUACCGUUUGUUGUCCUUUUGGGGACAGCAGUCACGGUGUACAGCGAAAAGCAUUCCCUCACUUACAUCUACACAGCCUUCUCCAAGCCAGUGAAUCUCCCAGGGUUACAUGAGUUCACUGCUAUGGGUUUACUGGAUAACCGGAUGAUUGACUACUAUGACAGUGAGAACCAAGUUAAAGUUCCCAAAGAGGACUGGAUGGAAAAACAUCUUGAACCAGAGUACUGGGAGAAAGGCACCCAGUCCAGAAAGAGCAAGCAGCAAUGGUUCAAGGUCAACAUCGACAUAUUGAUGAAACGAAUGAGACAGAAUAACAACGACACUCAUAUUCUUCAGUGGAUGCACGGCUGUGAGGGUGAAACUCAGCCUGAUGGCUCACUGAAGUUUGUCCGUGGGAUGGACAUGUACAACUAUGACGGAAGCGACUUUCUGUCCUUUGAUGACAACAAGCAGGUUUGGGUUGCUCCAAUUCAUGCAGCAGAAGAAACCAAGAGGAAGUGGGAUGAGGUCCAGGUGCUGAAGGAAUACACCAAGGGCUACCUGGAGAAGGAGUGCAUGGAAUGGAUGACCAAGUUUAGAGGCUUUGGGGAAGAGCAGCUUUUAAAUGCCAAGAGACCUGAAGUGCAUUUGUUCACUCGUAAAGCCAAGGCGGAUACUAACACAAUUUUGACGUGCCUGGCUACGGGCUUCUAUCCAAAAGACAUCAUUCUGCAGAUCAAAAGAAAUGGGCGUAUCUUAACUAAAGAGGACGGGAUUCAGACCUCUGGAGUUCUCCCAAAUGAGGAUGACACCUUUCAGAGAAAAGACCAUGUGGAGAUUUUGAAGUCUGAUGCUGCCGCCUACACCUGUGAAGUCAUUCAUCCUGCCUCUCACAUGAAGGUUGAAAAGAAAUGGGAUCACAAUUGCAACGAAGAUAAACAACUUCCUUACGACAUCAUCAUAGUGGUCGCAGUAUCUAUGCUGCUGUUUGUUGUUGGCGGAGUUCUUGUUUUUCUGUUUUGGUACAAAAAGAUGAGAUGCCCACUUCGCAACAGUGAUGCCACCAAAUCCCAAAACAAUGGGUACAAUGGUGUCAAUGUAAUCCAAGUCAGUUGCUCCAAUGGUCACAUGACCCAUAGCAAUGGUACAGGCGAUCACAGCACUAUCAUACCCCUCAUGAGUGAAACUGAAGGAAACGCUGGAGGAGAGGGAGACAACAGCAUCCAAGGAAACGCUGGAGGAGAGGGAGACAACAGCAGCCAAGAAAGUGGGAUUUCAUCUGGACAAUCGGAUAAAAAGAGCUCAGACGGAUCUCUUGACACGAAUGACUCUGGAGCUGGUUCCAAAGAAUCCAGCGAUUAAAGGCAGACUCCUCAGUCAAGUAAUUCAGCGUUCAAUGGAAAGUGAUGAUCAUCUGAACCCUGGUUAGAUGACUGCAAACGUCACUGCAGCCUGAAUAACCAGUUUGGCGCAUAUUUUUAACCCAUGACAUGGAAACUUGGAGCACUUUUAUUCUGUUGGUUUGCCUCUGAGGCUCUUUGUAGUUAGGGAAGCUGCAGUUCGAUAGAUUUUUCUUACGUGUGUUUAAAAAAACAUGCUUUUUAUUCUUUAAGCUGCUUUGUCAUACAGGC